CCCCUGGAUUUAUGUGGUGUCCGUGCGUCGUGCAGCAGCUUCUCCGCGCGCCAGAACCCAUUCAGACGCGCAAAGGAAUCGGACACGUAGAGCGAAACUUACUCACAGCAGACUACAACAGGUUUACUGUAUAUGGUAAGGGGAAAAAAAGAAAGGGGAAAAAAAGACUUUCCAUGACAGAAAAUGAAUCAUUCCUGAGAAGAAUGAUAAUCCCAUAAUGCUGCUGUUGGAGACAGCGAAUCUGCCAAGCUCAGCGGGUGAAAUUCUCCAUUAUACUGAACGUUUGCAGCUUCUGAAAACUGCUCUUGUAUUCACUGGUAAGGUGAACGGUCCAGUGACAGACAACUCACAGCACAGGACUGUGUUUCAGUCUGUAGGUGGUGAUGAUGGUGUGAAAGCAGAGGGAAGUGAAACCUUGUGGAGGAAUCCCUGCUGCCUCUGAGAUGGGGGCCGCUUAGAUAGAGGAGGAAACACGAGAUAGCCCACGCCAGAGAGUAGAAGCACACAGGAGCACCUUCCACGCCAUCAUUAUUCCAAAGCCAUCAUGCUGUCACAUCUCUGAUCGGGGAGGCAUUUUCCCUCCGGAUCCACCGGCUCUGUUCAUGCGGAGGAAUCCCUUUGUGGUGGACGGCUGCUGUAGGAAAGGGUCCCGCAAUGCCUUGCAGGAGCUCUACAACCCCACACAGCCGGAGUUGUCUGGAGCAGCGGUCCUCCACCAGGCCAGGAGGGAUCAAGUCGUGGAUGCCUGCCGAGUCUAUAGUGCAUCCAGCCGCAAGCGCAGAGUGCUGACACCUGGAGACCUCAAACACCUUGUGGUGGACGAGGACCAUGAGCUCAUCUACUGCUAUGUCCCAAAAGUGGCCUGUACCAACUGGAAACGCGUCAUGAUGGUGCUCACAGGCCGGGGCAAAUACAGCGACCCGAUGGAAAUACCUUCCAAUGAAGCCCACAUUCCCUCCAACCUGAAAACGCUGAACCAGUACAGUAUUGCUGAGAUCAACCACCGUCUCAAGAACUACCUCAAGUUCCUCUUUGUUCGUGAGCCCUUUGAGAGGCUGGUCUCAGCAUACCGCAAUAAGUUCACCCUAAAGUACAACUCAUCCUUCCACAAGCGCUUUGGCACCCGCAUCAUCCGGCGCUACCGCAAGAACGCCACACAGGACGCCCUGCUCAACGGAGCUGAUGUCAAAUUCAAAGAAUUUGCUGAGUACUUGGUGGACCCGGCCACGCAGCGCGAUGGUCCACUCAAUGAGCACUGGCAGACUGUAUACCAGCUUUGUCACCCAUGUCACAUCCACUACGAUCUGGUGGGCAAGUAUGACACGCUGGAAGAUGACGCAAACUACGUGCUGCGGCUGGUGGGCGUCGGCGACUCCUUGCGCUUCCCAAGCUACGCCAAGUCCACUCGUACCACAGAUGCCAUGACGGCCCAGUUCUUCAGCAAUAUCAGCACUCAGCAGCAGGUCCAACUCUACCAGCUUUACAAGAUGGACUUCCUCAUGUUCAACUACUCCACACCCAGCUACCUGAGGCUGGACUAACGGAGGACAGAGCUGGGACUCUGAGAAUGACUGCCUUGUUUAGGGAGAGGCAACAAAACGAGUGAAGGAGAGAAUUUUGGAAGCAAACUUGAUUUAAAAAACUGUUGUUGUAUACAGGCGUGGGGUCAGAAUUAGACAUAAAAACAGGUGCUGAAAGAAUGAAAGGUAAUGGUGCUUGUCUGGGCACAGGGGGAGGAUGUCCAGGCAACUCGCAGUGAUACAGAGAAAGCUGAUUGGCUGAGAAUGUGGGCUAAAUGAACCAAACGCAUGCAAAGACUAAAAUGUGUGGGUGAAGCAGGUCUUCAAGGUGUUUUAAAAGGGGAACUUACCCUCAGAGGACGGACUUGACGAGCAAUUCUCCUGAUGAUGUUCCCUACAUGUUUAAACAAACUGCUGACAAAUUAGGCUGCUUUCAGAUUCUACAAAGCAAACAGCGGCCUCGCACGUGCCCUGACCCCAAUGCAUUGUGGGAGCUAAGCUUAUCUCCACCUCCCCCCCGAUCAAUAGAGAAACUCCGUCAAAUUGUAAAACACAAUUCAUGCCCUUUGCUGCGCUGUCAGCAUGGCGUGUUAGCGCCCAUCACCCUUGCCCUCAUUAGAUUUAUACAUUUCAGAGGGAAACUGGCUCAUCAUUGCCUCAAGGACGCCCAGUAAUAGAUGGCUACUGACUUCACUCUCAAGACCUCACAACUGUAACUGCGGUGACAUGGCCUUCAGAUAACAGUUGUAAUGAAAUGAGUUGUCACCGGUUUCUCUCACCAUGAUGUUGGCAGAAUGAACCUAUGUGUUACGAUCUGAGGACCCACUGAAAACAGAAAACUCCUGCAGAAGUAAAGUGUGGAAGUGCUUAAUAAAUCAUUGCCUGUAAUACCAAGCAUCCUUAACACUUUGAGCUACAGGACGUGGUAAGAACGGUAGGGGUUGUUCUCAUGCGAGUGGGCGCACCAGUUGUAGUGACAAGUCUGUGCAGAAAGUCUGAACUGAAAGAGAAGAGACAGCCUGUGUGGUUGUGAAAGGGUUAAAGGCACUGGAUCUCAUAAACCCGCCCUGCCGUGCACCGCCAUGCCCCACCCGGGGGCUCCAUGGACACACCCAGGGCACAAAGCCCUUACUCCCAAGACCAAACAUGUGUUUCAGUAAAUUAAGAUUAUUCUUUGUCUUCUUGCUUAUUUUUAUUUUUAUUGUCUUAUGAAGCAUUGCUGCGAGCAGCAAUAACAACAUAUUAUUUAAUUUGUUUUGUUGAUUAAUGAGAAAAGAUUUAAUGUUUAGUUUUCCUGGGCUGAUAACAAUUUAGGACAUUUUAAAGCUGAACUGUUUUGUUUUGUUGAUUUCUUCCUGGCAACUUGCCUCUGAUACAUUUUAUUUAUGCCUCACAGCAUUUUCAUUUCUGAAGGGUGUACGGUACAUCGCAGCCCAUGGCUUUGUCCUUCUGUGUCUGAGCUCAUCAGAGAUUUAUGGGUUAUUUUCCAUUUCCUGUUGUCAAACAUUUGGUGCCAAAUGGCUGUGAGAGCUUCAGAGGUCCACACUCGAUGUUUGGUGUACAUCAUCUCCCCCUCAAUCCCCUAGCCAGAAUAUGAGAACUAGCUGCUGCUCUCAGUGUACAUAUCAACAAUCUACUGCCCACAUCACGGAACAGAGACUGCACUCAUACUGUAAUGUGAUUAAUGUUAGCAAAGUUAAGCAAUGUCAAGGUUAAUAACUGUGCUCUCCAUCUCGCAGUGAAUUGGAUUACAGGAGGGAGAGAGAGUGGUUUUGUUUUUUACACCUCUUUGUACAUUCUAAAUCACUCCAGCCCCAAGUGAAAGAGACUUUUUGGAAUAGCUGAAUCUCUUUGGUCGACUUGUUUGAACCAGACAUAAUAUUUUAAUGAAUGCAUUUGUGUACUUUGACUUUCAUUUCAUUUUUGGAUCUGUUUCUAGUGAGUCACCCAAUCUUUUGGCAGUGCAAUAAUUGUCUGGAGUAGCAGCUUUACAGUUAUCUUACAGUCAUACAGCUUUGCAGUGCAGGAGAUAGUUUCCCUUAUUUAUUUUCAUCAGUCAGAUCAAAUUAACAGUACUUGAUAGCACAUACUGCAAAGGUCAACUUAAUGACAGUGUCAUGUCUAGUGGUGACCCCUUUAGGGUUGGGCCAAUAGACGAUGCCUUUGUCCAUCCCCCCAAUCCCUUCUGAGCAUUGACUACCAUAACAUCCUCAUUUUAAGGGCCCCAACAGCGUUUUUCAGUUCAGCUUCCUCAUUAUAGCUUUCCAGCUAACUUUGUUUGACAAUGCUGAAGGUGCAGAUAAGUUAAGAACAUCUCUUUUAAACCCAGCAUGGGUAUGUACUGGAAGUAGGACAUUCAGCAGGCAGGAUGUGAGAGAUCUGACUCCCUUUGCUGGUGAAUCGAUACAGUUUUACGUCCACCCCAAGACCCCAUGUCAUGACAAUUAAUUUGGUGAGUAAAAUAUCACCAUAAGUAAUAGGAAUACAUGACCAGUGCCAUUAGUAAAUCACAGAUUACACAUUAGAUAUGUCCUUCAGGAUGCAUUCUGGUGGUGGUUUUCCCUGCCAACCUCUUCUUGUAGCUUUAGAAGUUUUAUUAUUGUAGGCCUACAUUUAUGCACAUGUCUGCAUGUCUCUGUGUGGUUAUAAUUAGAGAACAGCUUUCUUUUUCUCACACACACACACACACACACACACACACACACACACACACACACACACACACACACACACACACACAGGCACACACACACAGGCACACAUCUGGCUCUAAUAAAGGAGGAAAGCUACUGGUCUGGCCUGUAGCCUGGUAGUCGUCCUCUUGCAGAACAAUGGCUGUAUUCUCAGCACGGCCUCCUCCUGAGACAGGCACACAAAAAUGAACCCACACACUCAGCUUGUACAUUAGUGCUCCUGCUGGGGUUGAUGCGCACACAGCAUCUUACACAGCAGUUGUAAGGAGAGGCGCGGGCAGGCAGCACCUCUCCACUUUAACACAGUGACUGAGGCUCGGCAUAAAUUGCUCAUUUAACUCCCAGAAUGGAGGACGAACGAUACACAAAGGACCUCUUAGCCUGCAAACAAGCCAUUACAGAGGCCUCACGUCUCCUCAUACUAUUUUCUCCUCUCCUAACUCACUCUAAAAGUGGCCUCCUACUUAAAAAAAGAAGUUAGUGUCAAUGAUCCCAAAGAUCCCUGCAGAAAAAGGGCAGCGUGCUUAGGCAAACAGAGCUGGAGAAAAAUUCUCACAGGGAACCAAGCGAGCAGAGAGGCCCCGGCUGAUUUUCCGCCUCUGACAAAAAACAAACAAUCGCAUUUUGGGCACUUUUUACCUUAUUCUUAGUCCGCACAAAAUUUAGGCCUGUGCAAUGCCCAGUGUCCACUCCUGCUGUUGGAUUGUUGAUUUUCAAGUCUAGCCAAGUAUGUUGCAUUUGACGAUGUCUAUUGUUAGACUGAAUUACAUUUUUGCUUGGUACUGUUUGGCUGAGGAAUGAAUGAUGUGAUUUGGUGCUUAUAUCUUUAUUUGUUAUUUAUGCACAGAUUUUCUUUUAUAGUAAAGCGUUGUGUUGAAUAUCAAUGGUUAAUUAAUGAAUUAGUCUAUCAACUCUUAACAAAUCAGGUUAGAAACAGAAAAUGGUUAACCUGCCUUAGCAUGAAGACUGGAAACCAGCCUGGCUCUGACCAAAGGCAAAAUAGAAGUUAGAUUCUACAGCCCUGCUGGUGAGUUUUGUACUCAGGCAGAGCAGAGCUUUAAGUUAACGUUAGCAUGCUAACAUGUUCACAAUCCGUGCCAAAAUGCUAAUGUGCAGCAGGUAACAUGUUCACAUCUUAUUUGAGCAUGUUAGCCUGCUAAUAUUUAUUAUGGGAUUCAUCCUAUGGGGAGCAUGAAUUACAAUCAGUGGUGGAAGAAGAACUCCAAAUCUUGUGGUAUAGCAAAAGCACCAAUACCACAGUGUAGAAAUACUCUGUUAAAGUCAUAUAUUUUUAAAUGUAGUAUUGCAAAUAUUGUAUCAUAUGUGUUGUAUGGAGUGGAGUAAAAAGUACAAUAUUUAUCUUUUCAAAAUUGUACUUUAGUACAGUGCUUGAGUAAAUGCAAAUGUAACUUUCCACUACUGAUUUAAAGCCAAUAUUUAAUGCGCUCAUUUGUUAAUAUACUGAAGUCCGGACCACAGUUGUGGGUCGACAGACUUUUAGCUGUCUUUAGAGCUGUUUUCAGUCUUUAUGCUGAGGGAUGCAAGCUGUAGCUUCAUAUUGAACAGGUAGAUCAGGGUGGUGUCAAUCUUCUCAACUGACACUGCAAGAAAUCAAAUACAUGUAUUCCUUAAAUGUCAAAGUACUCCUUUUGAAAGGCAGAAGAUAUCCUGAGUAUAAACAAGAAGGUUUAUUUUUCGUUUCCUUUUUUUUCGCACCAAAAAUACAUGUUGGAAAAACUACUGUAAUAUCUAAUAUCAUCAGCACAUAAGGACAAAGCCAGGAAGCUUUUAUCAUCCUCUCUCAUUCUCUGCCGGGUUCAUUUCUCACAUAUCUUACAGUCCCAGUGCAGGAUACUUUUGUACAAUGUAGACAUGAUGUCAUUCAUACUGCUGUUGUUUUUUGAGCUGUCAUGUGUGGAUGUUUGAUCGAUCAAUUACUCUGGUUGCCUCACACACACACACUUACGCGCACACACGCACACACACAAUACAUUUGUGUGGCACUUGUUUUUCUUUGCUUUUCACUCACAGCAACACAGAGCUGCUGAACAGAGUCAGAGCACCUUGUCUCUGUGGUCACCUGGGCCUACCUACAUACUGAGACACAUAUAAAUAUACGUAUGCAUAUACACACAGUGACUAUUUGUUGCUUUCAACAAGCUCUGCUGUUGUAAAUUAUCAGUUGAUCAUAGCAGACGAGAUUGGCUGCCUGUUUGGGCUCUGAUUUUGGAUUUGUAAGAAUUAUUUUUAAUUUUCUCACAUUGCACACCUAAGUUGAGCUGAACUACAAAACAUUUCUGUUAUCAGAGAGGGGGUUUUGGCCAUUGACCUCUCUCAAAUAACUUUGCACCAGGAAGUACAGGAACUGAUUUUUAAUUUGAGAAACACAAAAUAAAACUCAUACAGUAUCAGCAGUGAGGAUUACUUUUCACUUGAAGGGAACUCAUUUACACUCCCCCCUCACCACAGUAUACACACACACACACACACACACACACACACACACACACACACACACACACACACACACACACACACACACUGUUACAUGCACUCAGUCUGAUAUCACACAGUGAUACACCUGCAGAGGCCCAUGUGACUCCAUCAAGACACGCAGAGAGCAGAGGGAAGCUCAGGAGGCUCCAAGGUCAUGUUCACACCAAUGUGGUUACAACUGAAUCUUUGUUUUUUUUUCUAGAAAAAGUUUCUGUGUGCACAACCAUGCCAAGCAUUUAGGCCAAAGGUGGACCACAAAAUUCAUCUGUAUUUGUUUGAGCUUUAGAGACAGGGUAAAGACUGCAGAUGUGGUUUCUUUCAAAGCUAGGUAGCUGGCUAACGAGCUAUAUUCAUGGAAAGUAAUGACAGACAAAAUGAUGUCAUGUGUAGGCUUACAUGGCAGCAAUGCAGCUGCACUGGCUAAGUGGCAGAAUUAGCAAGAAUACAGUUGACAUAUUCAAUGUUCUUGAAAAGUGUCAACUGUUCCAAGCAGCUACUAUAGCUCACCAACAAGAACGCAGCUAACAUAAACACAUUGUCAGAGUGAAUGAAGAUGGUCAGGUUAGAACACACAAUCACACUCCGGGCUUUAACUUUGACCAGUCUUAUUUUCCCUUUUGAAUUGAGGAUUUGGUAAAUAAAUUACCUAAAGAGCAAAUUAUCUUCCAUUUAAAUAUUCUUGAAAGUUCUUAUUAAUUGCAGUAACCAAGGCACAGAUCACGUUGAAGAUGGUGUUAUGUUAGCAUUAUGAAUGUACACACAAAAUCAACACAGUGAGCUCGCUAAUGUUUUUAGCUACAUUAUGUGCAACGUACUUUAGUGUUCUUGGGAAGGUUAGCGAGCAAUUCACCAUAUUCAUCAUGAGAUUUUGGUAUGUAAUGCUUAGGCAGGGACUGUUGCUAUCUGCCUGUGAUCUCAGAUCUCAGCUGUGACUUUAAUCAGUCUGUUAUCAUGACCAAUGAAAAGUGAAAUGAUCUUGCCAUCUUUGAAAAGCCGAUAGUUGUUUGCAGAGCGAGUGUGAAGAACAUGCCCACUGGAGCCUAUUUGUGUAAUCUGCUUUGACAAAUGAGUGUGGGUGGAAGGUUUUCUUCACAUUUUAACAGCAUUUGUCUAAUUUGCCCACAUUAACGUGGCCGUGGCCUCAGCAGGCCUGCCAGGUUUUCAUGUGUCUCUGUGUUGCCCUGACAUCUUGUACGUCCUGCUCAAAUUGAGCAGAGGUCACGCACCCUCUGAUCUCCUAAGUGUUUCCAGCAGCGCCUACCAGAUGGCAUGGAUGCCGUGCUGUAACCUGUACAGUAAUGUUUGUGUGACCUUUCGAGGGGUACGUCUCAAAUCUGCAGAGUCUGUUCCUGAAUUUAAACCAUGUCAUCAGCAUUUUUUCACCGGUGUGUGUAUCAGAGUGCCUCAUGUAACUUCAAGUGGAGCAGCUGGAUAACGACUGGAAAAGUGUUUGUAGGUGUGUGUUUGUGAGAGUGUGUGUGUGCAUGUGCGUGUGUGUAUGGACACUCUGUUGCAGUGCCGGCUCCGCCUUAGACGGAACGUCUCCGAGUGGGGCGUGAUUCCCAUUCAAACAGGCACCACUUAUUUAUUUAUUUAUUCUCCGGCUACUUUCCCAUAUUCAUUCCUCGCUAUCGCCAUGGCAACGCACCUAAACUCUCUGUAUCUCUCCUUUCCUCCCGGGACAGCCUCUUACUGUUCUGUUUUACUCCGUUCAUUUUCAGACGCACUCACUGAAAUCAUGAAUAAUUGACUGUGUACUGCACACUGAGUGUAGGAGAGUGAUGUCGAUCCUACAGCAGCACGACCUGCGGUUCAUCUGUCUGAUGUUUUCACAAUAAAAUAACAAUGAAACCCA
Molecule: messenger RNA, 8564 nt
Organism: Acanthopagrus latus (yellowfin seabream)
Lineage: Eukaryota; Metazoa; Chordata; Actinopteri; Spariformes; Sparidae
Gene: chst11
Product: carbohydrate (chondroitin 4) sulfotransferase 11
Exons: 4
Coding region: 603-1541 (312 amino acids)
Biological process (GO): carbohydrate biosynthetic process; proteoglycan biosynthetic process
Cellular component (GO): membrane
Molecular function (GO): sulfotransferase activity
Source: RefSeq, a predicted model, not a curated record